Messenger RNA from Culex pipiens pallens (northern house mosquito), 1479 nucleotides. RefSeq names its product mitochondrial amidoxime reducing component 2-like. The record is from RefSeq and is a predicted model, not a curated record. Lineage: Eukaryota; Metazoa; Arthropoda; Insecta; Diptera; Culicidae. The transcript is spliced from 3 exons. Gene Ontology annotation, molecular function: molybdenum ion binding; pyridoxal phosphate binding; catalytic activity. The coding region runs from base 324 to 1307 and encodes 327 amino acids.
CAGCCAGCGCACAACUGCUAAUGCCAGUUGAUCAAGAAUCGCUGUAUCUGCAACUUGUAGUUAACUUUGUAAUUCGCAUUCUCAAUACGCCUAUAAUUCGCAUAUCAGUGCGAAAGCAUCUUCCUGGCAGCGCUGCUGUCGACAUCGCUCGUAACUCUCGCUGAAUUUGAAUACAAAAAUAAACCUGCCCGCGAAAGCUGAUAAACGCUUAUCAGCUGUACGCUCCAAGUAGAUUGACUGCUGAGCGCGGUCAGCAGUUCCACCAGUCGAGCCGAAGCGUCGCUGGAUGUUCAUCACCUGUUCCGCCCAAAAGGUGCAAUACAAUGUUAUCUAAGCUGAUUGAGGAGUUCAGUGCUGCCAGCGCGUCCAAGCAGGCUUUGCUGGUGGCGGCAGGGGUCGGAACGGUUGCGGCGACCGCCGUCGGAGCCUACUACGUCAAGAAGCGCAUCGACAACACCCCACCCAAGCAGUGGCGUAGGGCGGGCGAGAUAAACGAAAUCUUCGUGUACCCCAUCAAGUCAUGUGGUCCGAUCAAGGUCAGCCGCAUCGGUUGCUCGAUGCUGGGUCCCCAGCGGCAGAUGCUGCGCGACCGGAUCUUUAUGGUUACGAACGAGGACGGGAAGUUUGUGACGGCCCGGCAAAAGCCGAAGAUGGUGCUGAUCCGGCCGCAGUUUGACGCUAGUUUCGCACGGAUGACCUUGUCGGCGCCCGGAAUGGAUGACAUUACGAUCGAUGUCAAGGCGCUGCUCGAUGGUCCUCAAGCGAACGGGGUCGUCUGGGGUGAGACGGUGCCAACCGUGGACUGCGGCGACGAUGUGGCCAGGUGGUUCUCGACGUACAUCCUCGGCACGGACAAAGGGUACCGCUUGAAGUUUUACCCGCUGAACGAAACUUCCCGAAAGAGAUCCAACGAAGAUACCGGCUCCCUGCAGGACGAAACAAGCUACAUGCUGUUCAACACGGCCACCGUGGAGGACCUCAACACCCGGCUGGACCAAAAAGUGACCGCGCUGCAGUUCCGGCCGAACUUUGUCGUCAAAGGGCCACCCGCCUACGCCGAGGACAACUGGCGUUGGGUCAAGAUUGGCAACACGGUGUUCCGGUACGUGAAACCCUGCCUGCGCUGUGUGUUUACCAACAUUGAUCCGGCCAAGGGCAUCAGCAACCAGGAGGGGCAGCCGCUGAAGACGUUGAAGGGAUACCGUAAAAUUCCGGCACUGGGAGAAUCACCAGCUUUUGGAAUUCAUCUCGGUUUACGCAAGGCUGGCGAGGUCAGUCUUGGUGAUCCGGUGUACUAUGGCUGCUGAACUGUCACUCGAGAGGUGUUUUUAAACUGUCAAAUUCUAUUGUUUACUCCUGAUGAUGCCAACUGUCGUGAAACGAUGAGCAUUUAAAGCUGCGUUUGUAUACAUGAAAUUAUUUUUAGAGAAAUUUUAUAAAGGCUUUCCAUCUUAUAAUAAAUUUAAUGUUUUAAUAGAA